Molecule: messenger RNA, 582 nt
Organism: Fomitiporia mediterranea MF3/22
Lineage: Eukaryota; Fungi; Basidiomycota; Agaricomycetes; Hymenochaetales; Hymenochaetaceae
Exons: 3
Coding region: 1-582 (193 amino acids)
Molecular function (GO): protein binding
Source: RefSeq, a predicted model, not a curated record
AUGCUGCCACAAUCGGACGAGACAUCUGUCCCCGAUUGCAGCGAAAGUGACACAGCAGAUUCACGUCUUGCCAGCGGGUUUAUUUACGAAGAAGAUGAGAAGCGUACAUCCCGGGAUUGGUCCAAUUGGGAUGAAUUUAGCGUUGCACUACCCCUAAUUGAAAGAAAUUAUACGUUUUAUUUCUCUCUUGUUACAUUCCGUGUUGGCAAUCAGUUGUUUAGAGUCCCCCGAGAACGAUUUGCGAAUUUCUCCGAAGUAUUCCGUGAUAUGUUUGCGAUCGAUGCGUGCAGCACAGUCCCACAUGAAGGUGACUCUGAUGAUAAUCCAAUCCACUUGGAGGGUGUCGAGGAAGGUGCAUUUGAGGACUUGUUACACCUGCUUUACCCUGAGUGUCUUAAAGCAGGUGACACAUCCACUCCUGAUGAUGAAAAUUUCUGCCUUCGUUGGGAGAGAGUACUGGCCCUAUCUCAUAUGUGGCAGUUCCAUGAUAUUAGGUGCCACACAAUAUCCAAGCUUGAGGGGUUUGAGUAUGAUGGGAUUAGCAGGGCACAACUAGCACAGAAAUACAAGAUCACAUCUUAG